AAAAAUUUUCAGUAUAGAAAAUUCUUGUUUUCCACGCAGUUGUUUGAAAAUUCAAAAUAUUUAUCUUAUUAAUUUUCUUGUGAAUUUUAUUUAAUAAUAAAGUGAAAAAUGUCUGUCGAUUUGUCUACGAUCGGUUCACACAAAGUUAAAAGUAUUCCGAGCGGAGAGUCUGUGGAACUGAAGAGUUUCUGGCAGGAACAGAAUGUGGCGAUUAUAUUCUUUCGCCGUUGGGGCUGCAUGUUCUGCAGAUUGUGGGCCAAAGAGUUAGGUGAAAUAACACCCAUUCUCAGGAAGAACAACAUACGAUUGGUCGGGAUUGGCCUUGAAGGUACCGGCUCGAAGGAAUUCGUUGACGGAAAAUAUUUUGAUGGAGAUCUCUACUACGUUGAGGACCGGUCGAUAUAUCAAACGUUGGGUUUCAAGAGGUUCAACGUCGUCUCCAUCAUCACUUCGCUGUUCUGGAAGCAGUCCCGGGAAGCCAUUGUCAAAGGGAAAAGCUUAGGCCUAGGCGGGGAUUUGAAAGGAGACUGGGUGCAAACAGGAGGCGCGCUGUUGGUGGGGAAGGGGGGGAGAUUGAUCCGCCAUUUUACCCAGACUGGGCCAAGCGAUCAUUUGCCUAAUAAGGACAUUCUGCAGUUAUUCGACUUGGAAAAUGAAUACAAAGCGGAAACAAUGGCGAAUAAGAAACGCGAAGAGUUGGAGUGCAAUACAGAAGCGACGUCCUAAGCCUUGGAUUAUGAACCUGAGACAGUGUCCUCUCACCCCUAUCCACCAAAUAUGGGCCGAGAGACGAUGUAAGCAAAGCAGGGUGUAGCUAUAAGUCUUGUAAUUAUGAAUGGUCUUGUAUUCCCGGAAGACUAUUUGUUGUUGGAUAUUGGCAGCACUAACGCUUUUGUGUGUGUAACUUUAAUUAUACAGGGUGUCUCGUAAUUAAUGUAUAAUACGCAAAUGGUAGAUACACCAUCUAAUCAUCUAAAACUAAUUUGAAUAGUUUUCCAAAAAUCCCUAGGCUGACCAAGUUAUAUUUUUUUUCGGAUUUUUUAAAAUUUUUUUUGUUGAUGCAGUUUUUUCAAUGCUGUAGCUAUUGUAAUUAAGAUUUUUAAAAAUCUGAUUUUUGUUAAACAUUGCGGAUUAAAUUACCAAUGUAGAGUACAUUGGUAAUUUAGGUUUAUAUUUAGGUAGUACUACUUUUAUAAAUAAUGUUUUAUUUGUUUUGCAGAAGAAGCUUUGAUUGCAAUAAUUAUUUUUCGUUCAUUAAGAUGAUCCGAUUUAAAAAAAUUGUCUUGUAAAAAGAAUGUAAAGAGCUGAAGUGUACUAUUAUGUUAAAAACUUGUACACUUAUCGAGGUUUAUAAAUUGGUAUAAAACUUGUGUCUAUUAUUUGUAGUUACAAUGUGGCUGGUAAAAAAUUAUGACAGGUGCUGAAUUUUCAAUACAAGAAACAAAAUUCACAAGUGUGCAAAUUCAAACCUUUUUCUUCAAAUUAAUUACGGAACACCCUAUAUACAAUACUAUAUAAUUUAAUUAUAUAACAAAUAUGGACUCGCCGCACACGGGUGACGCCGGUGGCCGCCACUCGCUACAAUCGUCGCUGCUCGCUUCUUUAGGCCCGCACCGCCCACUAAACGUCGCCACACACGACUGUCACGAUUCCGCAUCCCUCUCUAUUAAAAUUGGAUGUAUCCAAUAACUACGGAUUCAUCUUCUACGACGACGUUUUCUUAUCAAAGGCAGCGCAAAAUAGGGAUGAUGACAGUUUUUUAAAUUGUAUAUAAAUUAAGAGUAUGUUAUUAGUGAAGCAAUUUUGUAAAAGUAACAGGGUAUCUGCGAUCAUUACUUUCGGAGCUACAGGGAUUUAAAGGGUCAGAUUUGCGGCGUUGCCGAGGAUCCCUGAAAAAAGCUCCAUACAAAAUGGCACGAAUUAGUGACGUCGUUGACACGCUGAUCGUUAGAUUUGUAUGGGCGUUCAAACAAAAUUACUAAUAUCUUUGAUAUUUGUGCGUUUAUGUUUAUAGUUCAUGUAUUGAAAAAUGUCACAUUUAAUGUAAGGAAGCUAAAAUUUUAAAUACGAUAAAAAAAAAUAAUAUUUUGAAAUUUUGAAAUUUUAAAAUCUUAUUUAUUUUGCAAAUAUCCAGACAAUCUUUGCUUUUUAUCUAUACAUUGACCUUAUUUACCCGAAUGUAUCAUAAAAAUCAAUACAUUCAAACCUCAUCAUCCCCAUUAAACCUUCGUUUGAGUCCAUUAUGAUACUGUUAAAAAAGUAGCACCCACCGACCACAAGUGUCGACCACCGACCACAAGUGGCUGUCGCGUGCUUCAGCUACUUUUGUGGUCCUUUCUUGCUUCUUGUGGCUGCGUUUGUGGCUGUCGCCUGUGGCCCGUGUGCGGCGACACUAAGCUGCAAUCGGCUAGACAUGUAAUUUCUUAAGUAAUUAAAAAUUAACUGUAUUUAAAUCUUGACUUGAACCAAAUCAUACGGUGCCAAAAAAUCAUUUUACUUUAUCUCUAUACUACGGGUAAUUAUAUUUAACUUGACAUUGGAUACUAAUGUAUUAGACUGAUUAAUUAAAAAAUUAGCGGGAAAUUAAUAAGAAGCCUCAAUUGCUAUACUAAAGAGGCCAGACUCACGUCGGAAGGUCGUGGGUUCGAUCCCCGCUGGACUAUUGGACACUCCUAUUAAAAUCCGAAUUGGAGGGCAUAUUUGAGUGGGAAUAUUUGUCAUAUUUAAAGAUAUGACUAUUACUAAAAAAAAGAACAAAAAAUACCGUAAUCUUUGUAUUUAAAAUAUCAUUUUAUGCUGAUCAGCAUAUUUUACUGCAUUGCGUUGUUUAAUUAAAUUCGUUAAUUGAGGCAUGUGUAUUUUCAUACGUAAUUAAAAUUUAAACAUAUUUUUACUUUUUAUUUGUUAUUACUGACUUUCCUCUGACGAUGCUUAUUAUACUAUUGACUGAUUAUUUUAAUAAACUAAAACCAAUAUAUCUUUGUAUUAAAAUUGAUGCCGAUCAGCAUAACAAGUAUGAAGGACCAUGCGAUCAUUGAGAUGUACAUUUUAAUUGAAAAAAAAAACUAUAAU
This is a messenger RNA of Bicyclus anynana (squinting bush brown), 3072 nucleotides long. Its product is annotated as prostamide/prostaglandin F synthase. The record is from RefSeq and is a predicted model, not a curated record. The transcript has 7 exons. The coding region runs from base 109 to 726 and encodes 205 amino acids. NCBI's taxonomy places the organism in Eukaryota, Metazoa, Arthropoda, Insecta, Lepidoptera, Nymphalidae.